Lycium barbarum (goji berry) is the source of this 1032-nucleotide messenger RNA. RefSeq lists its product as uncharacterized. NCBI's taxonomy places the organism in Eukaryota, Viridiplantae, Streptophyta, Magnoliopsida, Solanales, Solanaceae. Gene Ontology annotation, cellular component: nucleus. Bases 1 to 1032 code for a protein of 343 amino acids. Gene Ontology annotation, molecular function: ubiquitin protein ligase activity. The record is from RefSeq and is a predicted model, not a curated record. The transcript has a single exon.
AUGAGUAACUCGCAUACUCAUUCUUCUGCAGAUUAUCAUGGCAAUCAUCCACACUCGCAACUAGUCUAUCGGCGUAGCCCUCGAAUUCCAAGGGGCCCUUAUGAUCAUUAUUUUGGAAGACGACACCACUCAUCAGUUUAUCAUCAGUUGAUCACUCGUCUACUUAAUGAUGAUGAACCAUACCUUUCAAGGGAUGAUCAAGGCACAAUUACUGAUCCACAGAAUUAUCAAUCUGUGCCGUCUCCUGGUAUACACACUGAGUAUUCAAUCGGAACUAGAAUAAAUAACGUGAGUGGUCGUGAUUCAAUGGAUAGCCUUUUAAGGACAGCUCUGGCAGAAAAUCUGCAAGGCCAAUCCUCGCAAAAUUGGCACAAUUCGCCACAUUAUUCUCAGUCAACAAGUGAACUAAAUGAUGAUAUUAGAAUGAUUGAGUUAAGUAGAUUAAUGACUGAGAAUCAGUCCUCUCCGGCUAGUCUACUUAAUGAUGAACAGUAUGCUUUAAGGCAUCGAGGCACAAUUACUCCACAUAACUAUCAAUCGGAGGCGUCGAAUGGAAUUAAUAUAUCUAUCUUAAGUGAUCCUGAUUCAGUGGAUAGCGGCUUAAGGUCAAGUGUAGCAGACAAUCUGCAAGGUCUUGAUGAUCUUGAACAAUAUCUGACUGGCUUUUAUGAUCCAAUUGAUCUUGAGGUUUACAUGGAUGAUCAAAAGGAGAAAGAUGAGGAUGUUAUAUUGAACUAUUUUAAAACAAGAACUCAUCAUGUUGUUGCGCCUAAAGACGGAUUAAAUAAUGCUACUUUAACUGAAGAAGUUGCUGAUAAAGAAUCUGCAGAUAUUUGUGCCAUAUGUCAAGCGGAAUUUGAACACGAAGAGACCAUUGGGACACUUCAGUGUGGACAUGAAUAUCAUGUCGACUGCAUCAAUCAGUGGUUGCUGAGGAAAAAAGAUUGCCCCAUGUGUAGAGCUUCAGCUUUGCCCUUCACAUCAACAAAGACUAUAGAAACGGAUAGCAUUUUAGGCUUGGUGUGGGAGUAA